CAGGCCUGCAGCUCUCCCAGGCUCCGUGUGGGGUUUGCUAUGAUCGCUGUCCCCCCACAGAACCAGGACUGCUCCUCGCUGCCACAGCUUCUCCAGGCCUCCAAUUUGCCCUGCCCGUCUUUGUCCCCAGGCCACCAUGGGCAGUGUCAGCAGCCUCAUCUCCGGUCACAGCUUCCACAGCAAGCACUGCCGGGCUUCGCAGUACAAGCUGCGCAAAUCCUCACACCUCAAGAAGCUCAAUCGGUAUUCUGACGGGCUGCUGCGGUUUGGCUUCUCCCAGGACUCGGGUCAUGGCAAGUCCAGCUCCAAAAUGGGCAAGAGUGAAGACUUCUUCUACAUCAAGGUCAGCCAGAAGGCCCGGGGCUCCCAUCGCCCAGAUUACACGGCACUGUCCAGUGGAGACCUAGGGGCCCAGGCCGGGGUCGACUUUGACCCGUCCACGCCCCCCAAGCUCAUGCCCUUCUCCAGUCAGCUAGAAAUGGGCUCCGAGAAGGGUGCGGUGAGGCCCACAGCCUUCAAGCCCAUGCUGCCGCGGUCGGGAGCCAUGCUGCACUCCUCCCCUGAGAGUGCCAGCCACCAGCUGCACCCCGUCCCUCCAGACAAGCCCAAGGAACAGGAGCUGAAGCCUGGCCUGUGCUCCGGAGCACUGUCCGACUCCGGCCGGAACUCCAUGUCCAGCUUGCCCACGCACAGCACCAGCAGCAGCUAUCAGCUGGACCCACUGGUCACCCCGGUGGGGCCCGCCAGCCGCUUCGGAGGCUCCGCCCACAACAUCACGCAGGGCAUCGUCCUCCAGGACAGCAACAUGAUGAGCCUGAAGGCCCUGUCCUUCUCCGACGGGGGUAGCAAGCUGGGCCACCCGAGCAAGGUGGACAAGGGCCCUUCGUGCGUCCGCUCUCCCAUCUCCACGGAUGAGUGCACCAUCCAGGAGCUGGAGCAGAAGCUCCUGGAGCGGGAAGGCGCCUUCCAGAAGCUGCACCGCAGCUUUGAAGAGAAGGAGCUUGCCUCCAGCCCCGCCUAUGAGGAGCGGCCACGGCGCUGCAGGGAUGAGCUGGACGGCCCGGAGCCCAAGGGCAGCAGCAGCGGCAAGUUGAAACAGGCCUCGCAGAAGAGCCAACGUGCACAGCAGGUGCUGCACCUGCAGGUGCUGCAGCUCCAGCAGGAGAAGCGGCAGCUCCGGCAGGAGCUCGAGAGCCUCAUGAAGGAGCAGGACCUGCUGGAGACCAAGCUCAGGUCCUACAAGAGGGAGAAGACCAACUUCGGCCCCGCGUUGGAGGAGACGCAAUGGGAGGUGUGCCAGAAGUCGGGUGAGAUCUCCCUCCUGAAGCAGCAGCUGAAAGAGUCCCAGGCAGAGGUGAAUGCCAAGGCCAGCGAGAUCCUGGGCCUGAAGGCACAGCUGAAGGACACACGGGGCAAGCUGGAGGGCCUGGAGCUGAGGACGCAGGACCUGGAGGGCGCCCUGCACACCAAGGGCCUGGAGCUGGAGGUCUGCGAGAACGAGCUGCAGCGCAAGAAGAACGAGGCAGAGCUGCUGCGGGAGAAGGUGAACCUGCUGGAGCAGGAACUUCAGGAGCUGCGCGCCCAGGCCGCCCUGGCCCGCAAUGGCGCGCCCGCCUUCCCCGAGGACAUCCCUGCCCUGCAACGGGAGCUGGAGCGACUGCGGGCCGAGCUGCGGGAAGAGAGGCAAGGCCACGACCAGAUGUCCUCGGGCUUCCAACACGAGCGGCUGGUGUGGAAGGAGGAGAAAGAGAAGGUGAUCCAGUACCAGAAGCAGCUGCAACAGAGCUACCUGGCCAUGUACCAGCGGAACCAGCGCCUGGAGAAGGCCCUGCAGCAGCUGGCCCGCGGGGAUGGUGCUGGGGAGCCCCUGGAAAUUGAGCUAGAAGGCGCUGACAUCCCCUACGAGGACAUCAUAGCCACUGAGAUCUGAGGGACCGCCUGAGAGGGUGAAGUCUGGGAACUUGGCGUUGGGAAGGAGGGCUGAGCUCAUUCAACGGGGGGUCCCCUCUGCAUCUCCCCUGCUCAUCAAGUCAGAUCCCUCUGAGAGAAGCCGCCUCCUUGGGCACAGACCCAGGAGCCUCAAGGGAUAGAUAAGGGUUGCAGAAUGGCCUUUCCUUCCCUUUCUGGUGAUCCCUGAAGCCCACAGAACCCCAGGCCAUGACUCCUUUGAUUCUUUCCAGGAGAUGGAUCCGGGGAUCUCCAUGCUUUGGUGAAGGGUUCCCUAAACUUUGGCCUUUGUUCAAGUUAGUUAGAGAUACUCGUCCCCAGGGAAGGUGACCAAGUACAGACGUUCCCUUCCACUUCUCAUCCUAACCUCCUUUCCCCUCGGACACAUUGGAAUGUCUUAGGAAUAGAAAGAAGCCAUGUGUGACCAGAAGUCUUGGAACCUGGCCCCGUCAGAGCCUGAGCUGUUUUCCUCUGGCCGUGGAGGUAUCAUGUUAGAAUGGGCGGUUCCAGCCCCCGGCAAGCCACAGGAAGGAGGGGAAAGCCAGGCAGCCCAGCAGUGUUGAGACUUCACUAGACAGGGAAGAAGCCAGGUUGUAAGUGGCAGAGUUGGGUGUGGAUCUUGGGGCCCAGCCUCUGUCUGGGGAUUCCUGCUAACUGGAGCUGAGCAGGCGUUGGAGAGCUGGUGGCCCUUGACCUCAGUGACCACUCUUCAUAAAGCCAUAGAAACUGAGACUCUGGGGUGGGUGCUGGGAAGGGAAAGCUGAAGGCACUGUGGCACAGGGAGCCUUUCCAGGCAGAGGGUGUGGCUUUCCAGCCACCCCUGGGGAGCCUUCCCGAUCCUUCCAGCUGGGGCUAGAGUCCAAGAUUCCCCACCUGGCCCAAGGCUGACCACUAGUUGCUCUGGGCUGUUUUUUCUUCUCCAGAAUCAAGCUGUUGCUUGGAUCCAAAAUAACCCAGAUCCACCAAGAUGGCACGUGUGUGACCUGGGCACUGCUCUCCUUCACCUACUACCAGAUUCAGCCACACACAUUUCCCCCUCAGCAACUUCUGGGCCAAGUUCUUAGGUCUUUACAAGUCAGGACAGGUUCCCCAAGUGCCACUGAAUGAGAGCCCCAGCCAAGAGAAGAAGAGGCGCACGCACAGCCCUGGCCACCAGCUGUCCUCCCUCCACUUUGAGGCCCUGUGCACCCUAGACUGUAAAGGAUCCAGAGAGUGUCAGCUUUUCUCAGGGGCUCAGGCAGUGCCUGGGAGGGGCCGGGGCUUCUCUCCUGAUGGGGUGCAGAGCUGAGGGGAGGUGGUGUGGGAAGAUAAGGUGGAAAUUCUCAAUUGCUUGGUUCAGGGAAUUUUCUUUUUUCCUUUCUUUUCUUUUUUUCUUUUGGUGUCUUUUCAGAAGCAAGCCAGACCUAGCAGGCUGUUCCAUGUUCUAUUUUUGACUGUAGCCACAGCUGCUGUUCUCAGGAUGGCCAGCCCUUGCAAGAUUCCUGUGCCUCCUGCCUGCUGAGAUGAGGCGGAGAGUCUGGGUACUUGACGGUCCAAAGCCAGUUUCCAGUUCUGCCCCCUGGGCUGGCCCUUUGAGGCCCUGGGGUGGGGAGCUCUUCCCUUCUUCCCUCCCACUCCUUCUGGGGCCCACCACAGCUCUUCCCUGAGGGUGGGUUAGAGGGCAGGGUCACCUUCCCUGUGGUUGGCUCUGCCUUCUGGUUCCUGGAGUUAUCCCGUGCCCGUCCUGCUGUUGUCAAAUGACAGGAAUUUUUCUGGAAUUUCAAACCAAUGCUCUUAGUCACAGGCUAGAUUUAAACCUGAAAUCUACAGGCCACAAGCCCUCUCCUUGCCUGAAGGGUGGUAUACGCUCCACUGGGCACAGUUCAGACAAGUCAGUCGUCCUACUGUUUGGUCUCUCCAUUUCCACCAGCCUGUGCCUUGUUUGAGUCUUUUCUCCCAGUGAGAUGCCCAUGGAGAGAGAGAGAGAGAGAGGGGCUGACCGCCCCUCCCCAGGCUUAAGCUCCCUCCUUCCCCAGGAAGAGUGGCCAAAAGCCCAGUACUCUGCCCUCAAGAUCUUGCUUGAGAAGACGGUUGCCGAGCCCAGGGGCGUCUGCUCAAGCACAGAGCCUGCUCCCGAUGGUGCUGUGACAGUACCUCCACCCAAGGGGGGAGGUUGGGAAUGCAGCAUUCUCCACAUCUCUGUGGCCCGGCCUCAGGCCACUCCAGAGAUGUCCCCCCAAGGCCUUGCACAACAUCUGAGGUGGCAGAUGCCCUCCCUGAGUUGCCACCAGCCCAAGGCCCAGGGUGGCCCACAGUGGCACCAGAAUGCAAGUGACAUGUGGCCUAGUGACCACCUUCCUGUGGGUUCUCUUCCCUUCCUUAUCUAAAAGCAUCCUCGGACCAUGCUAGACCUCACCUCCUUGGAAGGAGGUUUUGAGCAGUAGAGGCCUCGAGCAGACAACAAGGCCCAAACCCAGGUGGGAUGGAGGGAGCUCCCUGCUCUUCUCUCCGGGCACCUCUGCUGGCACCUUGCUCAAUCAGACUGACUGCUCUGCUCCCCCAAAGGACACUAAUCCUGAAAGUGCUCCAUCUCUCUGCCUCCGAACCUUGGAAUAACCGGACUCCCAUGGGACACCCUCAUGAAUAUCUUCCAAUGACCUCCUGCCAAGCCCACACAGCCCCAUGGGCAUUUAGCUCACAUGGGCCUGGUGUCAUCUCUGCCCUGAGAGGUCCUUGCUGCGUCUCUUGUCCCUGGCCCCAGCCUGUGCCCUCUCUUAGGAGAAUAUUGCCCAAGCACGAGCCAGGCUGGCUGUCAGAUGGGCAGCUUUGGGAGAGGGGUUUCCUCCAUGGCCCCUGAUGCAGGCCGUGCUCCUGGACCAGCAGGGCUACUCUCCUCACCCCUCUGCAGGUGGUCUUUGGGUUGCCGCUGUGGGCAGAGCUGGGCUCUCCCCAGAGGUUGGCUUUGACAGACUGGCAUCUGGAAGAAUCUGUACAUAGUUAUUUUUCUCUUACUUGUUUGGUUUGGUUUGCUUUUGAUGGCUUCGUUUUAUUUCUGAUGUCACCGUUUGGCCAUGUAAACUAUUUCUGGUAAUUUUAUGUUUUUAUUUAUGAAUAAAGAAUGCCAUUUCUCAUGCAC
Molecule: messenger RNA, 5062 nt
Organism: Carlito syrichta (Philippine tarsier)
Lineage: Eukaryota; Metazoa; Chordata; Mammalia; Primates; Tarsiidae
Gene: LZTS1
Product: leucine zipper tumor suppressor 1
Exons: 3
Coding region: 137-1930 (597 amino acids)
Biological process (GO): regulation of synaptic plasticity; regulation of dendrite morphogenesis
Cellular component (GO): dendritic spine
Source: RefSeq, a predicted model, not a curated record